AUGAAGAUCGGAAAGCCGAAGUCAAAGCGCGUACCCGUGCGGUUAAGGAAUAAGAUCGAGAAGAAGUCGGCGGAAAAGCAGCGCAAAGCGAAGAAGGCUGCGAAGAAGAACCCAGAAUGGCGAUCGAAGACGAAGAAGGACCCAGGUAUUCCCAACCUAUUUCCGUACAAGGACAAAAUUCUCGCAGAAGUCGAGGAGUCACGCCGGCGCAAAGAGGAGGAGAACGCUCGUCGUCGUGAGCUGGCUCGAGAGCUGAAGAAGAAUGGAGGCGCUGUUGCGGAAGGUGCGGAGGAUGACUUUGAAGAAUUCGAUGCCGAAGACAACGAGCUCCUUGACGACGAUGACAGCGAGGACGACGACACCAUGGAUGUGGAUAGCUCCAAUCCCAUGGCCGCUCUGCUCGCCUCCGCUAAAGCCCGCGCCGCCGCCUUCGAUAAGCAGAAUGGAGACGACAACGACGCAAUGGACGAUGACGAUGACUCGGAGGUCUCCGACGAGGAAGAGGGUGGCGUUAAGGUGCGCAAGGAUUCCUCAAGAAAGCAGUUCGACAAGGUGUACAAGCAAGUAGUGGAUGCGGCCGAUGUUGUGCUAUACGUCCUCGAUGCUCGAGACCCCACAAGCACGCGAUCGAAAGAGGUCGAACAAAUGGUCAUGUCAGCAGACGGCGGAAGCAAGCGCAUGAUCUUCAUUCUCAACAAGAUCGAUUUAGUGCCUCCGCCAGUCCUCCGCGCGUGGCUUGUACACUUGCGUCGCUCGUUUCCCACGAUUCCCCUACGCGCAUCGAAAUCCGCAGCGAAUGCGAAGACGUUCGAGCACAAAGACCUCACCGUGAAGAGCACAUCUGAGACGCUUUUCAAGGCUCUCAAGUCCUUCGCUGAGUCACGGCAAUUGAAGCGAUCCAUCAAAGUUGGCAUUAUCGGGUAUCCCAAUGUUGGCAAAUCGUCCGUUAUCAACGCCUUGGGCGCGAGAAUGGGAGGAAAAGGACCUGCAGCUCCUGUGGGCGCAGAGGCCGGUGUCACCACCAGUCUCCGUGAGGUCAAGCUAGACAACAAGCUGAAACUCCUCGACUCGCCUGGUAUCGUGUUCCCCAACACUCAAGAGGGGUCCAAGGAGAGCAAAGUAUCACAACAAGCGCGCCUCAUCCUACUCAACGCCGUCCCACCCAAGGAAAUUGACGAUCCUGUGCCUGCAGUCACUCUACUCUUGAAGAGAUUAUCGUCGUCCGAGGAUCUGUUUGCGAAGCUCAUGCAGGUCUACGAUCUGCCUGCUCUCCUCACUAACGGAACCGACCGCACGACCGACUUCUUGGUUCAAGUUGCAAGGAAACGAGGACGUCUUGGUCGUGGCGGUAUUCCCAAUCUCCACAGCGCUGCACAGACGGUUCUCUGCGACUGGAGAGAUGGACGCAUCCAGGGAUGGACAAGUCCGCCCAAAUACACACCAGCCGCCGAACCAUCGACAACGAAGACUGCGCCAGCAACUAAAGGUGGUCUUGUUGGUGACCAGAAGGAAAUUGUGAAGGAGUGGGCUACCGAGUUCAAACUGGAGGGCCUCUGGGGUGAUGAGCCCGCAGCCAACGAGCCGGCCGAAGCAAUGGAGAUGUAGGAACGUUACUCUCAGCGCAUCAUGGUACGGCGAAUUUGGAGUUCGGUCUUGUUUCUGUACUGGGUGAAAAAGGCAGUCUUUCUUUGAUGAACUCUUUAUAUAAAGGCUUGUCUGACGAUACCAAAUCAAAACUGUUUACU
Molecule: messenger RNA, 1745 nt
Organism: Parastagonospora nodorum SN15
Lineage: Eukaryota; Fungi; Ascomycota; Dothideomycetes; Pleosporales; Phaeosphaeriaceae
Exons: 4
Coding region: 1-1605 (534 amino acids)
Cellular component (GO): nucleolus
Molecular function (GO): GTP binding
Source: RefSeq, a predicted model, not a curated record